Molecule: messenger RNA, 2349 nt
Organism: Plasmodium yoelii
Lineage: Eukaryota; Apicomplexa; Aconoidasida; Haemosporida; Plasmodiidae
Product: cGMP-specific 3',5'-cyclic phosphodiesterase gamma
Exons: 9
Coding region: 1-2349 (782 amino acids)
Biological process (GO): signal transduction
Molecular function (GO): 3',5'-cyclic-nucleotide phosphodiesterase activity
Source: RefSeq, a predicted model, not a curated record
AUGAAACAUAUGUUCAAAAAUAUAUUAUUUCAUAAAAAGGGCAAACAUGACAAAAAUGAUGCCAUUAAAAAGGCUUUUUCUCUUUUUUCAGUCCCUAGCAAUGAAAACGAAAGAAUCAUAAAAUUUUGGCCUUUGAAGUUUAAGGAAAAAGACGAAGAAACUCUGUAUAUAAUAAAACUAUGCGAUAAUAUGUAUAGUAAAAAAUAUGUUAUUCUUGUUUCUCAUUUAAUAUCGCUGUUAUUGAUGUAUUCAGUUUGUCUAAUUGUUGGGAAUAUCAACGAUUUGUUUUCAGUGCUAAAAUUGACAUAUAUACUUUUACAUACAUUUACCGCAAUUAAUAUAAUACUAAUUCUAACGUUACAUGCUACACACUAUGUUGAAAUGUUUAAGAGUAUUAAAGGAGAAAUUUUCAUAUUCUAUAUUAUGAUGAUAUUUGUCAUAUGGUGCUCAUGGCUUUUUAUAUUAUUUAAUAACAUUAAGGAUCUAUUACCAAUUGUUGUAAACGUAAAUAACUUUUUAUAUGCAACAUAUGCAAAUAAUAAAAUUAAUAUUGUUUUGGGUUUUUUUGCAUAUCUUCCAAUUUUUUAUCUAAUAACGAUAAUACCGUGCAGAAUAUGCUAUUCCUGCGCUUUUGAUAUUCUAUUCUUUAUAAUGAAGGUGGCGAUUUUCUCCGUUUACUAUCUAAUUACAAUGAAAAGUUAUAUCCUAACAGACAAUAUCUUUAUGAUAAUAUCAGCUCUUGUAGGAAGUCUUUUUAUUUUUGUUAUAAGAUAUAUUAUUGAGAUUCAAAGACGUUUAUCAUUUCAUAAUUGGAACAAACAAACAAAACAAAUUAUCAAACUAAAAAAAACCCUAAAGGAGGAAAAGCAAAAACUAUCAACUACAAAUAUUGAAGAAAUUUAUAACUUAAUUAACGAUUCCAUAGGAAAUUAUUACAAUGAAAACAAAAAACAAAAGGAGACAGAUUGGAGCAUUGUGAACAAUUUAGAAAAAAUUUUAAAUAUUUUAAAAGAGGAUAAUUUAUUUUCUCCUGAUUUAAAAACUAUAAAUAAAAAGAAUUAUAACCACAUAUAUGGUUAUAUUAUGGAUUUAAAAAAACAGAAAGAAAUAAUAAAUGAUAAAAUCGGAUCUAAGGAAGAACCUGAGGCAGAAUCAGAAUCAGAGUGUGUUGAUGAAUCUAAGGAAGGGUCACAAAUUGAAUCUAUAUUCGAAUCAAUCUCAGAUGUGAAGCAGAAGAAAAAAUCCGAUUUAGCAUACACAAGUAGCUAUGAGGAAAAGGAAAACGAAAUUUUGAAAUAUGACUUUAACAUGAACAUGGAUAAAGAAAAUAUAAGCAUCGAUAUAUGGAACACCAAAUUUUUGGAUCGUAAAUCACCAAACUAUGAUGCAUUUAUUAAAAUUGGAUAUAUUUUAUUGAAUAAAUAUUAUAUUUCUAAUCAAAAUAUAUCUGUUAAAAUUUUGUAUUCCUUGCUUUAUGAAAUGAAAAAAGGAUAUAACGAUGUUCCAUACCAUAAUUCUAUUCAUGCAGCUAUGGUAACGAAACAUUGCAGCAUAUUAAUCACGAGUUUAGAUACUGUAAACAUAUUAAAAGAUAAUGAAAUGGCGGCUUUCUUAAUAUCUGCUUUAGGGCAUGAUAUAGGACACUUUGGAAGAACAAACAUGUUCCUAAAAAAUUGCUCAAACUUUUUGAGAAUAAUUUAUAAUGAUAAAUCAAUAUUAGAGAAUUAUCAUUGCUCAUAUCUAUUUAACAUAUUAAGUAAAGAAGAACAUAAUAUUUUCAAAAAGGAAGAUUUAAAAACACUAACAAACUUGAGACAACUAAUAAUAGAAGUAAUUUUAGCAACUGAUAUGAGUAAGCAUAUUAAAAUAUUAGCUCAAUUUAGAAUUAAGUCAAUUAAAAUAAAAUCAUAUAUUGAAAAAAAUAUUAUACUUUGUUUAAAAAUGAUAAUAAAAGCUGCUGAUUUGUCCCAUAAUUGUGUUGAUUGGAGUGAACAUUAUUUAUGGGUCAAAAGAUUAGUAAAUGAAUUUUAUUCAGAAGGAGAUGACUUAUUAGAAAGAGGUUUUGAACUUAACCCAUUAUUUGAUCGAAAAGCUCAUAAUAAUUUUAUACAAAUUCAAAGAACAUUUUUAAGAGAGCUUGUCUUACCCUUAAUAAGUUCUCUCAAAACUCUUGACACUAGCACCAUUACUCAAUUAAUGCUGAGUCACGUUAAACGCAAUUAUUCCAAAUGGACAAAAAUUGAAAAAGAUGAAACAAAAAAAGAAAAAUAUUUAAAUGAAUUAUUAACUGAUGUUCCCAAUUCAUGGAAAAUUGUUUAUGCACCAAAUCUUAAUAUAUAUAAAUUAUAA